This is a messenger RNA of Procambarus clarkii (red swamp crayfish), 2985 nucleotides long. Lineage: Eukaryota; Metazoa; Arthropoda; Malacostraca; Decapoda; Cambaridae. The record is from RefSeq and is a predicted model, not a curated record.
CAGAUGUGGAGCAGGAGGCUGGUGUGGGCUGCGGUGUGGGCGGCGGUGUGGGCGGCGGUGGUGGUGGUGGGCGCCCACGGUACAUUCUUCAGGAGCAGAGGGCGGCAGAGGCCCAUGUGCUACCCGAUGUACAAGUACAUCACCGUGUACCAGACGGAGACUGUACAGCAACCUGUGUAUAUGACAGUAUACCAGACCCAGCAGAUCCCCACCACCUUGUACCGGACCACCUACAAGACGGUGAACCGGGUCCAGUACAGCACAGAGUACGUGCCCCAGUACCGCACCACCACCGCCUUCCGCACCAGGUACAGCACCAGCACCCUCUACUCCACCACGUACAGCGUGCAGUACGAGCCCACGUACAUCACCACCACCGCGUACGUGCCCUCGUACGUCACCACCACGGACGUCUCGUACCAGUACAAGACGAAGACCAAGUACGAGACGCGGUACUCGACGGUGACGCAGCCGCAGUACCUCACAUCGACACAGUACCAGACACAGUACCAGACGGAGUACCAGACACGGUAUGAACCUAAAUAUGUCACAGUAACCAGCACUCAACAGGCCUACCAGACUCAGUGCCCUCAGCAGGGCUACGGGGCAUCUCAGCUGGGCUACGGGGCAUCUCAGCUGGGCUACGGGGCAUCUCAGCAGGGUUCUGGGGCAUCUCAGCUGGGCUACGGGGCAUCUCAGCAGGGCUACGGGGCAUCUCAGCAGGGCUACGGGGCAUCUCAACAGAGUUCUGGGGCAUCUCAACAGGGCUACGGGGCAUCUCAACAGAGUUCUGGGGCAUCUCAACAGGGAUACGGGGCAUCUCAACAGGGAUACGGGGCAUCUCAACAGAGUUCUGGGGCAUCUCAACAGGGCUACGGGGCAUCUCAACAGAGUUCUGGGGCAUCUCAACAGGGAUACGGGGCAUCUCAGCAGGGCUACGGGGCAUCUCAGCAGGGCUACGGGGCAUCUCAGCAGGGCUACGGGGCAUCUCAACAGAGUUCUGGGGCAUCUCAACAGGGAUACGGGGCAUCUCAACAGGGAUACGGGGCAUCUCAACAGAGUUCUGGGGCAUCUCAACAGGGCUACGGGGCAUCUCAACAGGGCUACGGGGCAUCUGAACAAGGUUCUGGGGCAUCUCAGCAGGGAUACGGGGCAUCUGAACAGAGUUCUGGGGCAUCUCAACAGGGAUACGGGGCAUCUCAACAGGGAUACGGGGCAUCUGAACAGAGUUCUGGGGCAUCUCAACAGGGAUACGGGGCAUCUCAACAGGGAUACGGGGCAUCUCAGCAGAGUUCUGGGGCAUCUCAACAGGGAUACGGGGCAUCUCAACAGGGAUACGGGGCAUCUCAACAGGGAUACGGGGCAUCUGAACAGAGUUCUGGGGCAUCUCAACAGGGAUACGGGGCAUCUCAACAGGGAUACGGGGCAUCUGAACAGAGUUCUGGGGCAUCUCAACAGGGAUACGGGGCAUCUCAACAGGGCUACGGGGCAUCUCAGCAAGGCUCUGGGGCAUCUCAGCAGGGGUACGGGGCAUCUCAGCAAGGGUACGGGGCAUCUCAGCAAGGCUCUGGGGCAUCUCAGCAAGGCUCUGGGGCAUCUCAGCAAGGGUACGGGGCAUCUCAGAUAACUCCUGCCCCAGUUUACUCAGCUCCAGUACCUGUAGAACAGCCACUUCAGUCCUAUAGAGCCCUAUAUACAUCAGCGCCUCAGCAGUCCUAUGAAGUUCCAUCCCCACAGCAGUCCUAUGAAGUUCCAUCCCCACAGCAGUCCUAUGAAGUUCCCUCCCCACCAUCCCCACAGCAGUCCUAUGAAGUUCCCUCCCCACAGCAGUCCUAUGAAGUUCCCUCCCCACAGCAGUCCUAUGAAGUUCCCUCCCCACAGCAGUCCUAUGAAGUUCCCUCCCCACAGCAGUCCUAUGAAGUUCCUUCCCCACAGCAGUCCUAUGAAGUUCCCUCCCCACAGCAGUCCUAUGAAGUUCCAUCCCCACCAUCACCUCAGCAGUCCUAUGAAGUUCCAUCCCCACCAUCACCUCAGCAGUCCUAUGAAGUUCCAUCCCCACCAUCACCUCAGCAGUCCUAUGAAGUUCCAUCCCCACCAUCACCUCAGCAGUCCUAUGAAGUUCCAUCCCCACCAUCACCUCAGCAGUCCUAUGAAGUUCCAUCCCCACAGCAGUCCUAUGAAGUUCCAUCCCCACAGCAGUCCUAUGAAGUUCCAUCCCCACAGCAGUCCUAUGAAGUUCCCUCCCCACAGCAGUCCUAUGAAGUGCCUCCUAUACAGACACCUACUCAGUCCUAUGAGCCUCCUUCAGCACCAUCACCUCAGCAGUCCUAUCAAGCUCCUUCAGUACCCCUACCUCAAGAGUCCUAUGAACUCCCAUUAGCACCAGCACAACUGGAAUCCUAUGGAGGUGCUAUAGGACCAGCACUUCAGGAUAUCUAUGCCUCGCCAGUCACACCCUCAUUUCAAGACUCCUAUGAAGUGCCAACUGGACUUGGAACACAGGACUCCUAUGCAGGUCCCACGCCACAAGAACUUCAGGAGUCCUACGACACUCCUGCGCCCCCAGCUCCUGUUUACAUCAGUCCCCCAGCGCCUCAGGAGACCUAUGGUCCUAUCCAGCCAGAGAUAUUAUCUGUGCCUCCUGUAGCCGUUCUGGAAUCCUAUGACGGUUCACAAGAAGAAUUUCCACAGGAUUCGAACAGCGGCUCCGUACAGGGGAUACGGGAUUCCUACGACAGUCCUCCACAGGUGCCACCGCCAGAGCAGUCUUAUGGCGCCCCGUCGGGGGACUUCGGUCUUGGGCCGGAUUCCUUCGGGAGUUUCGUACAGGGCAACGGUGGGGGCUCCUUCGCUGUCUACAGAGACCAGAGGAAGCGGGAACUUCCUCCUGAGGACAUCAAGGCGUCGAAGGACCAACAGGCGCAGGAGGCCAGCAGGAAGAAGGACUCCCUUGACGCAGGUCCUCAGCGAAAAAGGCGUACGUGA